UACUUUAAAAGAAUUUACAACUUUAUGGUAUCAGUGUAAGAUAAAUCAAUAUCGUUGUCAUAUCUACGAUGGAAUAACAUUAAAAGAAAAAUUAAAAUACUUUAAAAAAUGUUUUUUUAUUAACAAUUUUCAUUUAAAUACAUUUAUAGUGAAUUACUUUCGGUAACAUGAGCUAUACUGAAAUCAUAUUAUCGCAUCAUUCAAUAACCUUAUAGGGAUGUAGAGGGUUAGAAAUCAGUACGAUCAUAGAGGGCACAAAAUCAUGUGCAAACAUUGAAACAUAUUGACCUAACGUGAGCAAGUUGGAAAUCUGUUUCCAUUUACAUAUAAGAUAUGAUAUCGUUAUUAUUGUUUUAUAUAUGUUAUAAAUGUUCCUAAAUUAUGGUAAUGUUGUAAACAAUUUGUCAAAAUAAAAUAGAAUUAUAUAAAACUAUUAAAAUGUUAACGAUAAUAAUAAUAGUCAAACCAUUUUCUUAUUUUGAGCGGCGAGAAAAAUGAAUAAACAUAAAAUGUCACAUUAACAGAUAGAUACAUGUUACAUUGCUUAUUUUUUUAUAAAUACGCAUUGUAAACUGUUGACAGGUAUUCUUCACUUUUUACAUUGACAAAAUGAAGCGAGCACGAAUAAAAGCUACAGUUACUGUUCCAACAAGACGGAAAACAACUCAAGAAACUACUGUUACUGAAUCUAUAGCUACAACCGAUUCCAUUGAAAAAACUGAUAAUGAAGUUAAUGAUGUUUCUUUGGUGUUUCAACAACAAAUUUCAGAAAAUCAGGAAAAGCAAACACAAGAAAACGUAAUAGUAACAGAAGAAAUACAGAAUGAAACGAACAAUCAAACUUCUAAAGAUGAUUUUAAACAAAGUUCUGACGAAUCAAGAAAAGAAACAUUACAACCUUUAGAAAACACAAAUACAACACAACUUGGUUCUCCUAUAAAAUUAACGCAGAGUCGAUUAAAUUUUAUGAGGCCAGUACCUAAAUUGGAUAGCGGUGGUAGAGUAAGAAGAAAUAGCAUACAGGGAAGCGGUGCAAGUGCAAGUGAAUCUGAAGAUGAUAGUAAAAGAGUAAAUUCUACUGUUACCAAUCAUGUAAAAAAUGAUUUAGUUCAUGCAACCGAAGUUGUUAAGGAUAAGGUUAUUAAUAAUACUAAAAUGACUAGUUUAACAAAAUCAAAAGUUGGUCAGAAGAAACGUGUUUUAGUUUCUGAAUCUGCCAGGAAAUUAGCUGAUGCCAGAAGAGAAUUUAAUUUAAAGCAUGAAAAUAAGACACCAGAUAGAAGUAAACUUACUAUGUAUGAUCUAAUAUAUUAUAAUCCUAUUACAAAUCCUAUGAAAAGAUCUAAAGAAUCUGAAACAGUGACAAGAAAAAUUUCAACGUGUCAAUCUGAAGAACUUAGAGAAGAAGAAGAAGAAGAAGAAAAUGAGGAUGAUCCAUCAUCCGCAAUGCCUGUACCACAAGUAAAAGUUGGACCGGAUGGUCAACUAAUAAUAGAUGAACAAAGUCUUGUUAUAGAACAAACCAAUACAAAGAAAAAUCGUGAAAUGUUAUCAAAAGAAGCAAUCAUUGAUGAUGAUACGGGGGGUGGGUUCUAUAAAAAACGUCAUAAAAGUAAAGAAUGGCCUAAAUGGGAAACUCUAAAAUUUUAUAAAGCCCUAAAUACAGUUGGCACUGACUUCCUGUUGAUGCAAAGUCUUUUUCCAAAUCGCACACGUCAGGAAAUUAAAAUGAAAUAUAAAAAAGAAGAAAGAAUGAACAGAAAUCUGGUAGAAAAAGCACUUGAAUACCAUCAAGAAUUUGAUAUUGAAUUACUAGAAAAAUCAUUAGCCACAUUGGACAAUUUAGAAAGAGAACGUAUUAAUAUAGAAGAAAAGCAAAAACGUGCAGGAUCAAAAGGGAAACUAAUGAAAAAACUAGACAGAAAGCGAAAAUGCAGAAUUGUAGCAACUAGUAUUGGAGAAAUGGAUGCAUCAGAUGAAGAAGAAUGUUUGGAUUUAAUUCAACAGAAUGAAAAUAUAGAAGGUAAUGAACAUCAACAAUCGCUUAAAAAGACACAAAAGAAAAAACGUAAAAAGGUAAAAGACGAAAAAAGAACAUCAGAAGCAUCUUCAAUUGAAACAGAAGAUGUUGGAUCACUGAGUGUUUGCUCUGGUUUCGAUAGCGAUACAGAAAUUUAUCACGUACGACCAACUAGAUCUGGAAGAUUACCAAAAGUAAAAAGGUUGCAAGGACCAGACAUAAAUACACUUGAUAAUGAAACAUUGAAUUAUGAAUCAAGUGAUCAAGAAUCUAUACCCCCGAAAAAUACUACAAAAGCUUUAGAUAACAUAAUUUUUGAAAAUACUAAUAUUAAUCCAGAAACUGAUUAUGAAAAUUCUGAUAAGACAGUCAUACCAAAUAUUAAUCAUGUAAAACCGGGGUCCUUGGUCAUUCUAUCAAAGGAAUCACCAGAGGAACCUGGAAAAAGUGUCUUACAAGUUUACAUGGUUAGCUCCAAUGUUAACUCUUCGCGAAAUAUCGAGGAAUCCACUGCAACGCCUGUAAAUUUGCCACCGGAGCUUUUAGCAACUGUAACAUCUAGAUUAUCAGAUAUGGAAUCAAUUGUAGUAAAAGAAGAAUAUGAAUAAUUGAAUAUAAAUUAUUUAUGAGGAUAUAUAACAUUAAGAAAAUGCUCAUUUUCAUAAAUUAGUACAAUGUUACAUAAUUGAUUCAUGAUCAUAAUUAUUAUUUCGCUAUCAAUCCACAAUAUUACAAUUACAUAGCAUAAUAUUUUUUACGUUGCAUAGUGAGUUUGCAAAAUUGCAAUAUAGUAAAUAAGAUUUAUAAGACUAUGUAAGCUACAAGUUAUUAUUAUAUAUACAUAACUUUUUUAUAAUUAUAAUGAGGUGUUCUUACACUAAUAAUGCUGUGAGGGCAUAUACAGAAUGCUUAAUUUAAUUAAAAGUCUAUCACUAAAUUACGGAAUUUUAUGUGAAUUCUCGUUUUCAUAGGUUGACUUAUAAAAAUCUAAACAAGAGAAACAAUGUUUUUCGCAGUGUAGGUGAUUCUUUGUGAUAGGAAUAAAAAUACUCGUCUUUAUAUUAAUGUAUAUGUUUUGUUAUAUUCUGUAAACUUGCACAUACCAUAAAUGCGCAAAUUUCCGCAGUCUAUUCAUUACCUAGUACCUUCUACAAGUUUACAAAAUGUUAAAGCUUUGCUCACGUAUUAUGAAACACUGUAUAUGCUUGAUUAUUGCUAUUAAAGGAAUAUUAAGUUAUUUUGUUCAUUUAUAUUCUAGCAAAUAUUGUUCUUUGUUAUCAAGCUUGUAUAUAAUGUUUACUUAUAAUAUAUACGAAGUAUAUAAAUUAAAAAUUUUAUUUAUUUUGCCACAAUUUGUUAGUUGAAGAUGUUUUUUAGUAUAAAUUU
Nomia melanderi (Alkali bee) is the source of this 3406-nucleotide messenger RNA. RefSeq names its product transcription factor TFIIIB component B'' homolog Bdp1 (gene Bdp1). NCBI's taxonomy places the organism in Eukaryota, Metazoa, Arthropoda, Insecta, Hymenoptera, Halictidae. The record is from RefSeq and is a predicted model, not a curated record. Gene Ontology annotation, molecular function: TFIIIC-class transcription factor complex binding. Gene Ontology annotation, cellular component: transcription factor TFIIIB complex. Gene Ontology annotation, biological process: RNA polymerase III preinitiation complex assembly.